Messenger RNA from Colletotrichum chrysophilum, 1416 nucleotides. RefSeq lists its product as uncharacterized. Bases 1 to 1416 code for a protein of 471 amino acids. The transcript has a single exon. Lineage: Eukaryota; Fungi; Ascomycota; Sordariomycetes; Glomerellales; Glomerellaceae. Gene Ontology annotation, molecular function: flavin adenine dinucleotide binding; N,N-dimethylaniline monooxygenase activity; NADP binding. The record is from RefSeq and is a predicted model, not a curated record.
AUGGGCGCCGUUCCGUUCGACGUCAAGAAAAUCGCCAUCAUCGGCGCCGGGCCCACCGGCCUGGCUGCCGCCCGGUACCUCGAGGCGCAAGGAAGCUUUGAGUCUAUUGUCGUCUUUGAGCAGCAGGCCGAGGUUGGCGGCGUCUGGAACUACAGCGAGCAUCCGACGACGUCUCUCCACGUCCCCCAGACGGAUCCGUUUUGCCCCCAGGACCCUCCGAUCCGGCCCAAUCCCGAUGAGCCGCCCGUGUUCCCCACGCCCAUGUACGGGACGCUCCACGCCAACACCGUCAAGACGACGAUGCUGUACAAGGACACGCCGUUCCCGGACGAUGCAUGGAUCUUCCCGUCCCGGCAGGCCAUCUACCAGUACCUUGUAAAGUACGCCGAGGACGUCCGCCACCUCAUCAGGUUCUCUCACCAGGUCAAGGCACUCGACCUCCGGAAGGAGAACGGCCGGGAUAAGUGGGACCUGGAAGCAGCAUGCACCGUCACCGGCCGGACUUUCAGCGACACGUACGACGCCGUGGUCAUAGCCAACGGACACUACGAUGUACCCUACAUUCCGGACGUGAAGGGCAUCAAGGCCUAUCACGAGGCUCAUCCCCGAGCCAUCCUGCACUCCAAGAAUUACCGUGUGCCGGAGCAGUUUGCGGGCCAGAGGGUCAUCGUAGUCGGCAACGGACCGUCGGGUCUCGAUAUCGCCCGCCAAAUCAGCCCGCUCGCCGACAAGGUCUUUUUGUCAGUACACCACCCGACGCCACCAGACAAGGUGGACCACAUCGGGGUGGUCGAAGUGCCCGCGAUAUCAGAAUAUUUACCGGAGAAGAAGGCGGUCCGUUUCGAAGACGGGACCGUAGAGGAAGACAUUUCCACGGUUAUCUACUGCACUGGGUUUUUCUUCAGCUUUCCGUUCCUACCUGAGAUCCUGAAGCCGCAUCUUUUGUCAACCGGCAAGGGUGUCAGAGGUCUCUACCAACACCUCUUCCUCAUCGACCACCCAACCCUGGCAUUUGCCGGCCUGCUGGUCAAGACGGUCCCAUGGCCACUGACAGAAACACAAGCUGCUGUGCUGGGGGCAGUUUGGUCAAAUAACCUGAGCAUGCCGCCGGUCGAAGAUCAAGUGGCCUGGGAACUUGCGCUGUUUGAGAAACGCGGGGAUAAGAACCUCCACGUGCUCGUUGACGAUGGAGACGACGGUCGUUUCCUGAAUUCGCUGCAUGACUGGGCGAUAGAGUCGAUAAACCUGGGCAAAGAGCCGCCGCAUUGGGAAGACGAACAAUUCUGGGAGCGCAGCAUCUACUACUAUGCAAAGCAAGAGUUUGAAAAGCGAGGAGGAACAGCAACCUCCCUGGGAGAGCUUGGGUUCGUGUACCCGGGCAAGGGAAAGUGGAGGUUCCUGCCGUCUAAGCUGUAG